Staurois parvus is the source of this 498-nucleotide messenger RNA. The record is from the annotation of a GenBank genome assembly. NCBI's taxonomy places the organism in Eukaryota, Metazoa, Chordata, Amphibia, Anura, Ranidae.
CGCCCCAUUGCUAUUCAAAAGGAAGCAGAAGAAAUGUUUGCAACUCUGUAUGUUCAUGACCCCAACGCUCUGGUGAAUCACGGUGGGAAGGAAAUCUUGUGCAAUGUUUCGGUAUCCAAUGUGGAGCUCAAGAAGCCAAUUAAAGCCCAGGUCACAGUAACAUUAGUGGGGACAUUUAGGAAAACUGAUGAGGACUGUCCUCGCUCCUGCUCAGGGAACAAGCAUCAAGACGAGUGUGAGAUGUGUGGGGGACUCGGCUCCCUCACUGGACGGUGCCAGUGGCGACAGGGACAUGGUGAAGGUAUCAGCAAAAACUAUUCUACCUGUACCCCUAGUAUCUCGACAUGCCCAGAUGGCAUCUGUGAUUCUGUGGAGACCAAAGAUCCAUCGAUCUGCCCCCAGGACUGCACAAAGCUGGAUAUCAUUGGUGGUCAUGAAAAAGGGAUUCCUGCUGGAAUUAAGGCAGGCCAUGGCACGUGUUAUUGCUUUCUCCCUAAC